Pangasianodon hypophthalmus (striped catfish) is the source of this 2819-nucleotide messenger RNA. RefSeq names its product pleckstrin homology-like domain, family A, member 1 (gene phlda1). The record is from RefSeq and is a predicted model, not a curated record. Gene Ontology annotation, biological process: positive regulation of apoptotic process. The transcript has 4 exons. The coding region runs from base 638 to 1258 and encodes 206 amino acids. Lineage: Eukaryota; Metazoa; Chordata; Actinopteri; Siluriformes; Pangasiidae. Gene Ontology annotation, molecular function: phosphatidylinositol phosphate binding.
GGAGAGGAGUAAACCACUUGGGGACGUGCUGUUACAGAACAAUAAUCAUCUUGGAGGUGGAAACAGUAGCUCUGCUGAAAUGAACUGAGUAACUGAAUGUUUCUAAACGGAAGUAAAUGUUUGAGACUAAAUAUUAAUUCAUUAAACGUCACUUCAGUCAUUAUUGUGGACUGCACACGUAAAGACACAAUCAUCUGAACCCGUCUAAAUAAAGCAAAACCACGCCCCCUUUAUCACUUUACUGAGUGUUUAUUACUGCGGUGACAGAAUCCGAUAGUCCUCAGUGCAUAAGAGUGGCAAUGUGAAGCGACACACACACACACACACACACAGAGAGAGAGAGAGAGAAAGCUGUUACUGAAAUGUUUUGCUGCAUUUCUGCGCCUUUAUCCGCACGGCACCCGGGGGCGCGCGAGCGCAGGAUUAAGCCCCUCACUCACUCACUCACUCAGGCAGACAGACAGACAGAGCGCGCGCGGAUCGGGGAUGUCUGUGGGCUGCCGGUGAGAGACAGACCGACACUGCUGUCUGACAUUCUGUGUGUGUGUGUGUAUGUGUGUGUCGCGGUUAUCUGCGCGCUCAGCUCGGUGGUCGCGUGCCGGCGGUGUUGUGUAUCCUCGUCCUCGCGCUCCCGGUGAUGCAGCAGCAGCAGCAGCAGGGUCCGCGCGCGCUGAAGGAGGGCGUGCUGGAGAAGCGCAGUGACGGACUGCUGCAGAUGUGGAAGCGGAAACACUGCACGCUCACGGAGGAAGCCGUGCUGCUGCACGCGCCCAAACACGCACACCAGCACGCGCAAGCGCAGCCGCAAGCGCAGCCGGCGGGAAAGGGCAAAGAGCUGCACUUCUCGCGCGUGAAGACGGUGGACUGCGUGGAGCGGAAGGGCAAACACGGCUACUUCACCGUGGUGAUGGCGGACGGGAAGGAGAUCGACUUCCGGUGCCGGGCGGACGAAGGCUGGAGCGCGGAGAUCACGCUGCAGAUGGUGCAGUAUAAAAACCGACAGGCCGUGCUCGCGGUGCGCUCCACGCGCCACAAACACCAGCGCCUCGUCAUCAGCAAACCGGAAACCGAGGUCACGGUGCCGGCGGGGGAGAGCCGCGCGCACAGCGGAGCUUUGGGUGGAGGUCAGAGGUCAGAGGUCAGCAUGGGCACUCUGGCCGCUCUGCAGCUACGCAGCUCCAUACGCAGCAAGCUGCGCCGCACUGUGUGUUCUGACUCGUUACUCAGCCAACACACUGACUGCUCGCUUACCGUCUAACGUGUCCCAGACCUCGACAUGCGCCGUGCUGCGAGAUAAUCAGCGUUAUUCAUUUCACCUGUUAAACGGAUUCAUCAACUCUUCACAUAGACAGACAGAUGGAUAGACGGAGAUGACACACACACAGAUACACUCCAACUGUGGAACUGACCUCAUCUGUGUGUGUGUGUGUGUGUGUGUGUGUCUGUGUAAAUCAGCAGCUUCCUCUUCAUUCAUCAGGCCAAAGACACCCUGUUUCUCCACCCAACGUCUCCAUCAGCUCCACUGAACACCUCUGCCCCUCCUGUUCAGGAAUGGUCUGUUCCAGCUUCAGACACACUCUCCCUUAUCCGUUACAGUGGGUGUGGUUAUGAAGUCUAAUUGUCAGUUGUCAUGGUUACCGUGUCCUAGCUGUAGUAGGAGAUCGGAAGUUCGGAAGUUCACUUCCUGUGUGAGGUGUGUGAGGGACUGGGCCUGAGACACAGAGACACACUGCGGACACUUACACAUGACAACAGGCAGAGGAGUGAAGGAGACGUCUGUCUGUCUGCCUGUCUGUCUGUCUGUCUGUGUAUCUGUGUGUCUGUCUGCCUGUCUGUCUGUCUGUCUGUGUAUCUGUCUGUCUGUCUGUCUGUCUGUGUAUCUGUGUGUCUGUCUAUCUGUCUGUGUAUCUGUCUGCCUGUCUGUCUGUCUGUCUGUCUGUGUAUCUGUGUGUCUGUCUGCCUGUCUGUCUGUCUGUCUGUGUAUCUGUCUGUCUGUCUGUCUGUCUGUCUGUGUGUCUGUCUAUCUGUCUGUGUAUCUGUCUGUCUGUCUGUCUGUCUGUCUGUCUGUGUAUCUGUGUGUCUUCCUGUCUGUCUGCCUGUCUGUCUGUCUAUCUGUGUGUCUUCCUGUCUGUCUGCCUGUCUGUCUGUCUAUCUGUGUAUCUGUCUGUCUGCCUGUCUGUCUGUGUAUCUGUGUGUCUUCCUGUCUGUCUGCCUGUCUGUCUGCCUGUCUGUCUAUCUGUGUAUCUGUGUAUCUGUCUGUCUGUCUGUGUAUCUGUCUGUGUAUCUGUCUGUCUGUGUAUCUGUGUAUAUGUCUGUCUGUCUGUGUGUCUGCCUGUCUGUCUGCCUGUCUGUGUAUCUGCCUGUCUGUCUGUCUGUGUAUCUGCCUGUCUGUCUGUCUGUGUAUCUGCCUGUCUGUCUGUCUGUCUGUCUGCCUAUCUGCCUGUCUGUCUGUCUGUCUGUGUAUCUGCCUGUCUGUCUGUCUGUCUGUCUGUGUAUCUGUCUGCAGCUGGAACAAACUAUUCUAUAAAGGUGGUGGUGAUGAUGGUGGUGAUGAUGGUGGUGAUGGUGGUGAUGAUGGUGGUGAUGAUGGUGGUGAUGGUGGUGAUGAUGGUGGUGAUGAUGGUGAUGGUGGUGAUGAUGGGGUUCUGAUCUGUCUGGAGGUUGAUGAUGUGAGAUGUGUGAGUGAAUUUCUCACUGUAAUGUACAACUGAUGAAGGACCUCAGACGUGUGUGUGUGUGUGUGUGUGUGUUUGUGUGUGUGUGUGUGUCAUAUGCAUUUGUUAAAGCUGCUUUCAUAAAUAAACACUCCAUUUCAAGCA